GCGGUGUCCGCUUGGGGCUUAGAUGAGACACGUCAAGUCUGUAUAACAACAGAUAAUGCAGCGAACAUGGUGAAAGCUGCCGAUCUGAACAAGUGGACCAGGCUACAGUGCUUCGGCCACAGACUGCAUCUUGCAGUUGAAAAUGCAGUGAAAAAGGAUGGCCGCAUUGAUCGUGCUGUAGGAGUCUGCAAGAAGCUGGUGAGCCACUUCUCUCACAGCUGGAAGGCCAGCGAUGCCCUGACAAAAGUCCAGAAGGAACUCAAUCUACCAUCUCAUCUCAGAAUGCCAAACAAGAUGGGGUUCCAGACAGAUGAUGAUCAGCAGGAUAUUAGAACAGCAGCAGGCUUUAACUCAGGUCCUGUCUGCAGACAAGAAGCUGCGGCAUCUAAUUCCAACCUGGCAAGAUAUAGAUGUCCUGGAAUCUGUAAGCAAGUCACUGGGCCCAAUGCUGGAUUUCACUGAUGCACUUUCAGGGGAUGAAUACGUCAAUGUCAUCUUUGUAAAGCCAGUUCUUCAGCUAUUCAACACUUCACUACUGGAAAUGCGAGAGGAAGACACAGACCUGACCAAGAACAUAAAGAAGAAGAUGCAGGACUACCUCAACGAGAAAUAUGAAGAUGAUGAUACUCAGAAGCUGCUAGAUAUUUCAUCCUUUUUGGACCCCCAGUUCAAGAUGGACUUCAUCAGUGCAGACAAGAAGACCCAAGUUAAGGCCAGAGUGGCAUCACAGAUGAUGGAAUGCCAGGAGAAAUCAAGCUGCAGCACUGACGUGGAGCCCAACGUUACCAGUGCACCCCAGGCAAAGAAAGCAAAGAAGUCAUUGGGAAGCUUCUUUAAACAGAGUGAAACUGCAGCAAAGGGUGAUUCCUCUCUGACCCUAAAGGAUGCUUUGGAAGCAGAGUUAAACACCUACCUGCUAACACCUCCAAUAGACAAAGAGGGGGAUCCACUUGCAUGGUGGAAAGUACACAAACUAAUUUUUCCUCGUCUCGCCAGACUUGCCCGCAAAUACCUGUGUAUUCCUGUGACAAGCUCGCCAUCAGAGAGACUUUUCAGUACUAGUGGCAACAUCGUCACUUGCCAACGAACCUGGCUCAAGCCUGCAAAGUUUGAUAGACUUGUGUUCAAUUCAAGUUUAUUUGUAUAGCGCUUUUUACGAUACAAAUCAUUGCAAAGCAACUUUACAGAAAAUUAAGUUUCUACAAUAUUUAGUAGUAGCUUAU
Molecule: messenger RNA, 1223 nt
Organism: Cyprinus carpio (common carp)
Lineage: Eukaryota; Metazoa; Chordata; Actinopteri; Cypriniformes; Cyprinidae
Product: E3 SUMO-protein ligase ZBED1-like
Exons: 2
Coding region: 311-1147 (278 amino acids)
Molecular function (GO): protein dimerization activity
Source: RefSeq, a predicted model, not a curated record